This is a messenger RNA of Amblyraja radiata (thorny skate), 3626 nucleotides long. It is a transcript of the gene cenpn, whose product is annotated as centromere protein N. Gene Ontology annotation, cellular component: nucleoplasm. Gene Ontology annotation, biological process: chromosome segregation; CENP-A containing chromatin assembly. NCBI's taxonomy places the organism in Eukaryota, Metazoa, Chordata, Chondrichthyes, Rajiformes, Rajidae. The transcript has 11 exons. The record is from RefSeq and is a predicted model, not a curated record. Bases 156 to 1196 code for a protein of 346 amino acids.
ACGACGGCCGUUUGCAGCGGCGCGUUUGAAAGCGCGGGCGAUUUGUAGCGGCGGCGGCGGCGGCUCUUGCCGGGUGUGGAGGGGGGAAGCUCGGCGUCUGUCUCCGUCCUGUCCUGUCCUGGCCGCCGGAGCCCCGGCAAGCAAAUGUUCGGGAGAUGGAUGGGUCGGAAUACAUUGUUAAGGUGCUUUCGAGGUUUCGAAUGGGUGAUUUCCCCAACUUCUUGAAAUCCUGGGAUAUUUUGUCUGAAAGACAACUUCAAAGCGUGGAAUUCACCAGAAACACGAGAAAAGACCUAAUUUUGCAGUUAGCUGCACUUUGCAAGAAUAUUGGAGUAACUCUCACACAAGUAGCAGAUUUAGAAAUUAUUUAUAAUUGUAGGUAUCCUCAAAAAAGAAGAUGGGGUACCUAUCAAAUGUUUAAUUCAAAUGGUGUAGAAGAAGCAACAUUAUUUGACUUUGACGUCUUCAGAAAGAAGUUUAAAAAAAAUCUCAAAAUGCUCAUAAGAAAUAUCAUGGUUAACAUCGUAGAACAUGGGGACGCUGUGUGGAUCAGAAUUGCUUGGGGUAAACGGCAUUCCCCACCUAACCAGCAAAGAGCUUCAUUUGCGGUCUACUACCCACAGACUCCUUAUGUUUUCAUGGCUAAUCUUGCUGCACAGUUCAGAGUGUAUGUUUCUCAGGCUCUGGUUGUUGCAACUGAACACGACAUGCUCAAGGAGUUGGAUCUUCGAGGUCAUUGCUUGUAUUCCCUCCGAGAUAUCGCUUUUAAAAGAUUUAACCCGGCGCUAUCUGUACAUCACAGGAAACCUCUACAACAGCUAAACUCCAGCCAGGACUCUGCACAAGAUGAGAGGAUAUCUGUAGAACAUCUCAGAGAGAAAGAAGAGGCCAAAAGAUUAACGACGGCAGCAUUUGGAGAAGGAUCACUACCAACACUGGAGGUGGUUCACUACAGGCUGCAAACUGCCUUUAGGGAUGAACGCAACACAGAGACUUUAUCAGACAGAAAGAAACCAUUCCGUUGUGUGGCAAAAUUUUCUAGUCCAAAUGUUCUUGAGUCAUUGAGAGCACUACCAGAAUUGGGGAUUGCUGAUGUUCCCAUUUCAACCAUGUUCAGCAGCAUUCCAGAAAAGGGGAAAAAUUAUUUCAAGAUAACAGACAAAAGGACUGCUGGGCAUAAUUCAUCAGCCCCUUAACUCUGGUUUAAGUCCAAGGGUAUUCUGUAAAUACUUGUAUGUUUCCAAUGGAAAAAUCUGUUCUCCUGUGUUGUAAUAUGCCUUUUGAUAGCCCCUGUGUGUUAACCAAAAUUUUGCACAUCAUGAAUUAAGUGAAUCUUUUGAGAUUAAUAACCUGAGGAAAGCAGUUCAUAAAUUCCUUUUUACUGGCGUAAUGUUUCUUGUGGGAACAGUUUAUUCAUUUGAAGGCGAGGUUUUUUCCCCUACUCUUGGGUUCCCCUUGGCACAAGCAAGAUAGUGUGGUAUUUGAGGUUAGAGGUAAAUAGCCCAUUGAAAUAACUGUUCAGACUGGGUGUGUAAUAGUGCUUGUUCCAGGUUCGAGGACCUGUCAUCAUAAAUCAUUCCCACCCCAAAGGAGUAACAUUUGUUACUGAUAUAAACUUCAAUUAAAUGAUUGCCUUGUAGUUCAUAGCACACUAAUCAUUCUAGAGACUUAAGCACAAAAAUCUAGGCAGACAUGUCAGUGCAAUGCUAAGCGAGUUAUGUAUUGUUUGGGGUGCCUUCUUUUAAAUAAAACUAUAAACAGAAUCUGUGCUCAGCAAAUGGAAAAGAUCCCGUGGCUGCUCUUUUGAGAAAUACUGGGGAAUAAUUCCCAGUGGACGAGCUAACCCCUCACUUAUCAGCAUCACUUUUUUUUUUAAAAUAAAACCUGAUCAUUUUGACUUGGGCAUUCAUGGGAGCUUGCUGGAUACAAACUUGGCUUUUGGUCCCUAUUGCAAAGGUUGUGUUUUUGUGUGUUCCUCAUUAGUUCAAAGCCCUCUGGGACAUAGUGACCUUGCUGUCACUAUGAAAUCGUUAUUUUUCUGAGAAUGUACCUGUAUUUGCAAAUGUUCUUCCACCAACCUAUCCUUCCAAAUCACAAUGCUUGAACCUUCUCUGAAAUUAAUUAUUAAAUUUGGCAUUCUUGCAUCUUCCACCCUUAAAAAUAAUGAAACAUCCUCUGCCCUCGUAAUCUUAACAAUCAGAUUCAAGUAAGGAGCAUUGUAGUAGUACUUCAGUCAUGCACGAUGACCUGACCUAUUGUUGAAUGGUGAUAUUUUACAGCUGCUUUAUUUUAAAUGAAUACUUCAUUGGUCUCCAGGCCAGUCAUAUUUUCAGUAUCAUUGAUUUUAAACUAAUUUAGUUAAUCUACAAUUUUAGCUGAAUUAAGAAAAUCAAUUCUCUUGGUUUUUAAAUAUUUUUCCUGGCUUCAGCUUACUUUUGCAAUGGUGUCUGAUUGUACUUUAUCUACUUUUGAUUUUAAGAUCACCAAAUGAUGAUGUUCCAUGAUUUUUUUUCCACUAAUCUACCAAUUUUUUCUCUUCCCCCGUCUCCCCUAAUUUUCUGACAGCAUUUUUAAGCUAGACUCUUGUGAAAUUCAACAUACUAGCAUCAGUGCCUUAGGACAAUUUAUAUUUAGAUAUUGAACAAUAACUGGAGAAUUGGGACAUUCAAUCAAAGCUUUACUGCCAUGGAAUUUUCUGCUUACAGAAACUCUAAGUCAGUAGAUUUGGGGGAAUAAAUGGUUGCAUGCCAUUUCAAUUCUGCCUGCUGUCAAACUCUGAAUUUGUGGGUUGGAAUGUAAUUGACUACAGUUCAAAUUUGUGAUUAGAAAGAAAGCAGACAGUUUAAGAGAAUAAUGUGUAUUAGGAAACAUUCCCUCCACCCACCCCCACCCCACCCCAAAUAAAAAGCCUUUAUUUUUGAGUUUAAUGUUAAAUAGCAGAUUUUCUGCACAUAGAAUAAUUCUUUGACUAGUUAGUGGAUCUCAACAAAAAGUAAUCAGUACUUGAAUCUACUAUUUCCAAACUUGUCAUGCAAGGUACGCCCGGCGUGAUUUACUUUUUUUUACCAUGUUGAAUGGGAUUCUUGUGUUUAAUUUUUGAUGGAAGCCAUGCAAAUGCUGAUUUUGUGAACUUUUGUCCUGUGGCUAUCCAUGCUUUCUAGUCUUGGCACUGAAUAGGAUGCUAUUCAGUUUCCAUAAGAAUAACAGCUGAGUUCAGCACAGUUCAUUCAAUGUGCUGAUAGCAAUCCAAAAUGGAACCUCUACAAUUUGUCUUUUUAAUUCUUGGCUUGAAGGCAAUUUGCAAAUAUUACUAACUGUACAAGCUGAAGAAAUGACCCUGGUCCUCCCUUGUUCACUGCUUGGAUUACUUUGUGCAUCAGUUAUGAUAUUGGACAUAAAGUCUCUAUUGAUGAAAAUCUAACUGGACCACCUUGAUAAAGCUUUUUUAUAUACAGUCUGAAACAUUAAUUGGAGCAAAAGUGAUGCUUAAUUUUCCUUCUACUUUUGAGGUUGAACUGAAAUCCAGUUUGGCUUGUCUGUUCUGACUAUACUUUAAAGUAUUGUUAAAAUUAUUGAAAUUAUUUGCAUGAUAAGCCUUUGGAUAAUAAAUUCUUGUGCUUGCUUGA